Messenger RNA from Aureobasidium namibiae CBS 147.97, 1629 nucleotides. RefSeq names its product MFS putative major facilitator superfamily transporter. Gene Ontology annotation, biological process: transmembrane transport; carbohydrate transport. Gene Ontology annotation, cellular component: membrane. The record is from RefSeq and is a predicted model, not a curated record. The coding region runs from base 1 to 1629 and encodes 542 amino acids. NCBI's taxonomy places the organism in Eukaryota, Fungi, Ascomycota, Dothideomycetes, Dothideales, Saccotheciaceae. The transcript has 3 exons. Gene Ontology annotation, molecular function: carbohydrate:proton symporter activity.
AUGUUCAAACGAUACGCCAAGGAUCUGCCUGAAGAGGUUCUCAACUGGCGUCUUGGCUAUGCAGUGCUUGUCUUCGGCUUGCUGGGCACAGCCCGUGGUCUCGAUGAAGGUCUUAUUGGCACCACCACCUCCCAAAAAUCUUUCGUUACGCAGUUCGGGUUGAAGAACAAGGACUUGACUGCCACCGAGCAGGCUAACCUUUUGUCCAACAUUACAUCUAUGGUGCAACUGGGAUCGAUCUUCGGCGCCCUAUUUGCUUUCCCUAUCACCGACAGGAUUGGUAGACUUUGGGCUGUGAGGGAGCUUUGUCUGGUCUGGGUUGCUGGCAUCUCUAUUUUUCUUGGUGCUGCUGCUCAUGGCAGUCUCGGUAUGGUAUAUGCUGGUCGCUUCAUCGCUGGACUCGGUAUCGGACAGACCACUGUCGUCGCACCCACAUAUCUCGCCGAAGUGGCUCCCAGAUCUAUCCGUGGAUUGUGCGUGGGUAUCUUCUCUGGCUCCGUCUACCUUGGCAUCAUGCUAGGAUACUUUGCUUCAUACGGCACUUCAUUGCACAUCAGCAACCACAACCCCAUUCAAUGGGUUAUUCCCAACACACUGCAUCUGUACUUUGCAGCCAUCAUCUUCACCUUCAGCUUCUUCGCCGUCGAGAGCCCUCGUUGGCUGAUCAAGAACAAGCAACAAGCCAAAGCCGUCGAAAAUCUCUGUAAGAUUCGCGGAUUGAGUCAAGAUCACGAGCUGGUGCAGAACGAGAUCAUCGAUAUCAACAGCCAACUCGAGCGCGAGCAGGAAGCCACCAUGGGAGCCUCUAAAGUCGGACUCAUCCGCGAACUCUUCUGCAUGAAGAGCAACCGCUACCGUAUCUUCUUGGCCAUUGGCGCUCAGUUGCUUGGCCAAUGGAGUGGAGCUGGGUCCAUCACCGUCUAUGCACCCCAGUACUUUGCUCUGAUGGGCACAACCGGCACACAAGAGAAACUUCUCGCCACCGGUAUCUUUGGACUCGUCAAAUUCAUCAGUGCCAUCAUGUGUGCUUUCUUCCUGGUCGACUUUAUCGGCCGCAAGAGGAGUUUGAGUAUUGGUAUCACCAUUCAAUUCGUGGCUAUGCUUUACAUGGCCAUGUUCUUGCAGAUUGACAAGAGUAUUGGUGUGAAAGGAAAUGUGCAAACUGCUAGUCAGAAGUCAGCUGCCAAGGGCGCGAUUGCCAUGAUUUAUUUCUCCGGAUUUGGAUGGGCUAUGGGCUGGAACUCGAUCCAAUACCUCAUCAACGCCGAAAUCUUCCCCUUGCGUCUGCGUGCGAUUGGUGGAAGUAUCGCAAUGGCCUUCCAUUUCGUAAACCAAUACGGCAACUCCAAGGCUGUGCCCGAAAUGUUUGUCGGCAUGACCACUGCAGGAACCAUGUUCUUCUUUGCUGCCAUCACUCUGCUGGGUCUGUUCUGGGUUUACUUUUUCCUGCCCGAGACUUCAGGAAGGAGUCUUGAGAGUUUGGACGCUGUGUUUGAGUUGCCCUGGUGGAAGGUGGGCAGAUAUGGCAGCAAGGUUGCUGUGUCGCCUGCGCUGUUUGAGGGCGAGGAGGGUGCUGGGGAGAAGGAGAAGCAAGUUGAGUAUUUGGAGACGGCCAGGCAGGGGGCUUAG